CCUUCACAAUCACUCAACUUUUAUUUCUCUCUGAUCCUCCAAACCACAAUACGAGAAAUCAUUUCUUUGCUUUCAAUUUAGCCUAUUCAUCAUAACAAUGGCGGGUAUUAAGUUGGUUAGCCUUCUUCUGCUUUGCAUGGUGGUAGCACCAAUGACUACCCAAGCCAUAACAUGCGGUCAAGUCGCCAGUUCUCUGGGUCCAUGCCUAAAAUACCUAAAGGGUGCAGCAGGACCGAUGCCACCAGCUGCAUGCUGCAAUGGAGUGAGGGGCAUCAACAGCGCUGCUAGAACUACACCUGACCGUCAAACAGCUUGCCAGUGCUUGAAAAAUGCUGCCGGUGGUAUUUCAGGGCUCAAGCCUGGCUUGGCUGAGUCUCUCCCUGGAAAAUGCAAGGUUAACAUUCCUUACAAGAUCAGCUUGUCCACCAACUGCAACAGCAUCAAGUGAAGUGGAGAAAUAUAGUAAAGCAAUUUUCAGGUCAAAGAGACAGAGAUAGAGAGGCUGUGAUAAGAAGAAUAAAAGGGGUGCUUUCUACCUACAAGUACCCAAUAGUCCAUAGCUGACAUUGAGAUGGGGGUUUCCACUUUAGCGAAACUUCUUCUCUAUUGUCGUUAAUGUCAUUUCUGCUUCUACUUCUUUCACUUGUCUUUGACUCCAUUGUACCUUGUAUUUGUAUGUCAUAAAACAUGUCCCUCUAUCUAUUUAUGGGUUUUUUAUUUUAUUUUA
Messenger RNA from Ricinus communis (castor bean), 727 nucleotides. Its product is annotated as non-specific lipid-transfer protein 1-like. The transcript is spliced from 2 exons. Lineage: Eukaryota; Viridiplantae; Streptophyta; Magnoliopsida; Malpighiales; Euphorbiaceae. The coding region runs from base 98 to 448 and encodes 116 amino acids. Gene Ontology annotation, biological process: lipid transport. Gene Ontology annotation, cellular component: membrane. Gene Ontology annotation, molecular function: lipid binding. The record is from RefSeq and is a predicted model, not a curated record.